AUCACCCUGAUUAUAGAUAUGGAACCAGAUUGUUAUGGCAAGGCAGGUGCUAUUACCUAUUGGACUGAAAGGGAAGAUGAUUCAGGUAUUCACUUUCAAGUGAACAGCGCCUCUUCAUUUCUCGGUCUGCCACAUUCGGGAUCCAACCAACGACCAUUAAGCUACUCUGCAACAACCGAAGAAGUUCCGAAAAAAAUCAAAUGGAAAAUGAUUGCUGGCGGUCGAUUUCAACAUUUUCUCUAG
This is a messenger RNA of Protopolystoma xenopodis, 243 nucleotides long. The record is from the annotation of a GenBank genome assembly. Lineage: Eukaryota; Metazoa; Platyhelminthes; Monogenea; Polystomatidea; Polystomatidae.